AUGAAUUUCUAUACCCUUGAAUUUGAAGAUUUAGCUAUUUAAGGUAUUAAAUAAUUCAAAGACUAGAUUUAAGAGAACAAGAAUAAAUAUAAGUUAAUGAAGAGCAAAUUUGUGAUUAUGAUCAAAGUUCUAAUCUAGAACUGAAUAAGGAUUAUACUUUCGAUGGGUAUCUACAAGAAGAACCUGUUUUAAUCUUUAAUAUCAUAGAGGAAUCACCAAAAAAGAAAAAUAAAUCCAUCUUCAAAAAGUCAAAAAAAAUAAGAAAAUCAGACACAGAAACGGAUUUUCAAUCUUAAAAAAAAUCUAAUACUCUAAUAACAUAAAAUGAUGUAGCUAAACUUCAACAAUGUUAAAAGUUAAAGACCAUUAUUUCUUAAAUGGAGGCUAUAUUAAAAUAAACUAGAAUACACAUUCUUAAUUAGUAUAGAAAAAAAUAAACACAAUGA
Messenger RNA from Paramecium primaurelia, 446 nucleotides. NCBI's taxonomy places the organism in Eukaryota, Ciliophora, Oligohymenophorea, Peniculida, Parameciidae. The record is from the annotation of a GenBank genome assembly.